This is a messenger RNA of Daphnia carinata, 4005 nucleotides long. RefSeq names its product mucin-2-like. Lineage: Eukaryota; Metazoa; Arthropoda; Branchiopoda; Diplostraca; Daphniidae. The transcript is spliced from 7 exons. The record is from RefSeq and is a predicted model, not a curated record. Gene Ontology annotation, molecular function: protein binding. The coding region runs from base 467 to 3898 and encodes 1143 amino acids.
GUGUCUGUGCUAGUCGACGGCUGUUAAGAGGGCGAGUGAAGCAGUCGAAGGAACUCAGUCGGUACCAGACGUUGGUGCUAGUUAGUCACGUGGAGCCGCUGCUGCCGCCCAAUUGUUCGUUGUUUGCCGAUCGUGCAGUUGUGGUGAUCGUUUCCUGUUAACUUUGAUCGACACUAGUGUUUUUGGAACUCGUUUCAAUUCAAUUGAACCUGCCAUUGAAUUAUUUCCCCCUUCAAUUCGGCUGUUGGCACGAAGACAUCAGCAACAACUUGCAGGACUCGCAGUCACGCUCGGCCUACCGUGUCUGCCUUUUUUUCUUCCUCGUCUGGUGGGGGGCUGCAACCGAUCCCGACCGUAGUUUAUCAUCAGAGGAACUAUAGUUAUCAACACUCUGUUUCCCACAGUGACGAUACUUGGUUGAGAAGAAGGCGGCCGCUUCUUGACGGAGAGGCCAGCUCCAGAAACGAUGGCGACCACCUGCAAGAGUUACGUUUCCUAUCCAGCAUCGGCCACGGGCACGUCGCCUCCCAGUUCGAGGCUACCGCCGGACGGACACGAGUUUCCCGGCGAUUACAUCGACGAUACGAGCACAACGGCCGCCACGCAGAGCGGCAAACUGACAGCGUCGGUGGCGCGCGGACGCAGCGGCAGCGCCGGCGGGACGGGCACCGGUUGGCGGACCCACACUGGCGGAAGGGACGAGCGCAGUGAACGCAGUGUCAAGGACAAAAUUGCUUUGUUUACGAACGACGUCCAACCAUCAACUGUUGCAUCGACGUUAUCCCCUACGGUCCGAAAUCAGCCGGUCGUUGCGGGUAAGACCAAACAUCCGACGUUGUCGUGUUCGGUUGACAACCUGAGCGUUGGCCGGUCGCCGAUGGUGUCGCCCGUCACGCGGUUGGAUUCGAGGACGCCGCCUCGUCAUCCGCUGGCCGUCGCGCCCACCGUGAAAGCUCAAAACGCCGUCAGUGACGUCGAGAGUCCGACGAACGUUAAUUUGAGCGAACGUUCGCGCAGUUUGCUGGACGUGGCUCAUUAUUCAACGCCCAACCAGGUCGGACAUCAACGUCACACCGUCAGUCCGUCCGUUUUAAGUGAGCACCAACAGCAAAGGAAAUCUUCUCUGGUGGGCUCGGAUGAUGGCCGGAAAAAAACGACCCUUUCCAGCACUAAACUGCGAGGUUUGGUCAUUCCGGAUGUCGUCGAUGGAACUCAAUUAGGAAGCGAUCCGCCCAGCCGGGCCGUUAUCGAUCUUCCGGAAAUUAUUAGCAAAGAUUCCGUCAUGGUUGUCGGACUUUCACCAUUCGCUCCCCUUCGCAGCCCAAACGGUACACACGCCGGCGGCCAGGACACGACGGACAGUAGCGGGACAGUCCAGCCGAACAAACAGAAGACGACGUCGCUCAGCUCUUUGCCGUGGAAGAGCAAUUCGCCCAGCUUACCUAAAUAUUCGCCGGCCUUCAAGCGCAAAGAGCUGACCGUCCUGCGCACUCCGUACAACAACUCCGACACGACGGCCGUCUCGCCCGUCAACAAACCGGCCCUCAUGACGAGCUUCUCUUGUCCGUCGGACGUCGACGGACCGCAGAGUCCACUGGUGGAGAGCGAAAGUACCGUCAACGACAACAGCGAUACCGACGGCGACUCGGCCGUCAGUUCCAGUCGUUCCUCAUUCAGUCCGUCCGGAUCGCCUGUUCCCGAUAGGAAUCGAUCGAAUCAAAUGGCCGACGAGGAGACAACGACGGCCUUGGCGGCGGCAGCCAGUCGAGUCCUCAAAGCGCAGAGCGUCGAAGCUCUCAAUCGCAAAAACGUGCUCCAAUCCGCCCGGUACAGUUCCGGCGGAGGUAACCUCUUAGAUCUGACACCUCCAUCACCACCGAGCGUUGCGCCUCCGGCACUGCCGUCACCAGUAACAACAGUCCCAGAUAUCAAGCUGACGGUGGACGUCAAUCAACAGUCUCCCACGCCAUCGCCGGCCAGCCCGGCCGCGCGUCCUCCUGUCCAGCGCACGGCCAAAUUAUCUGGAGAGAAUUUCGAGCAGACGUUGCGCAAAUUCACGUCAGCCGAGGCGAGCAGCCGGAUUGAGCGCAGCGCCCCUCGAUUGCGUUUGUCUUCGUCCGAGAGGCUGGAAAUGAAGACGGCCUUAAUCACGGACAUUUGCAGCGACCCCAGCAGCCCCGUCGCGCAGAAAAGUGGGACGUUGCAUCGCGACAAUUGCUCUCCAUCAUCCGCCAAGAAACUGACGACUCCAUCGUCUGUUGGAUUAGAUCAUCAAACGACUGGACCGGCAAGCGCGUCCAAGGAGAUCAAGAGCUUUCGGGCGUUGGCGGAACGUUGGGAGGCCAUUGCCAACGAAUCUCCAUCAUCUACCGGAUCUUCCCCGCCCGGCCCCAACAUCAGUUCCAGUUCGAAGAAAAUGAUUGAUUUGAAUCCUGUUAUUCAGCCAUCGGUUCGGGACGUGCCUUCGUCGACCGACAAUCGUGACGCGACUCGAUCCGUUACGCCCGCAACGCCGUCCAGCCGAACGGCUUCGUCAUCUGAAUCGCGUGAGCACAAAGCGACCACGUCGGCCCGACCCGUGACGGGCCGCAGCGUCUCGGCAGGAGUGGUCGAGAUCCGCAAAGCCUUCGAGCGCGUCAAGGAGGAACUGAUGGAAACGGAAUCGAAUUGCCAUUACGGUGGAGGCCAGGAGUUGGGGGUAGUGGGUCUCGUUCAAGGCGGAAACAGCCUGGAGGAUUACAAACAGAACAAUCAUUUCUCGCUUCAAUCGGGCAAUAAUAAUUCGCCCUCGCCUUCGUCUGGACAUCAUCAUUAUCAUCACCAGCACAUGCGGAUGUCUUCGCUGGAUUCGACAACGAGCGAAGACGGCAGCCUCCCGUUCGGAUUGUACGGCAGUUGUUACGGUGGAUUCGGCUCGGCGUUCGGCGGCGGUGGCGGCGGCUUCGGCGGGGGAGGCUACGGCGGCUAUUACGGCGGCCCUUUCGGCAUCGGAGUCCGCGACAAUUACGGCAGCAUCACGUCGCUGGCCUCGUCCACCUCACUCAUCUCUCCGCAGGAGCUGCAACAGCUGUUGGACGAAGCCAACCAGAGCCUCGAAGAGUCUGGUACACCAUCGCACGAGAUCGUCGUCGUCGUCCUGCAUCGCGGCGACGUGGCCUCGUCGCUCAGCCCGGGACUGGGCAUCACGCUGGCCGGCGGUGCCGACUACGAGACCAAAGAGAUCACGAUUCAUAAGGUGAUCGGCGGGAGUGUGGCCGACCGGGAUGGACGCAUCCAGAAAGGCGAUCGGGUCCUCUCCAUUAACGGCAAGGGCCUCAAAGGCGUCACACACCGGGAGGCGCUAGCUAUCCUCAAGGCUCCCAGGCCGGAAGUGGUGUUGGUCUUGUCUCGGAACCGUUCCGUCUCGCCGCAGGAUAUCUGUCACGACGUCGAUAAGGAUCUUCCACCUGUCAUGAUCCCCGCCCUCAACACAGGACUGUUGGCUAAUCCACGUCACCUUACCCUUUCCUCCGGAACCAAUGGCAAUGGAAUCAGCAGACCGCCUCGCAUUCUAGAAAGCCCUUCCGAUUUUACCAGCUACGAUCAUGCAUCCAACGAUGAUGAUCUCGGACGUGGCCCACCUGUACAAACGACGCUGGUUAAAGACGGCGCCGGACUCGGUUUCAGUCUGGAGGGCGGCAAGGACUCUCCACUAGGCGACCGGCCGUUGACUAUCAAAAAGAUAUUCACCGGAGGAGCGGCCAGCAAAAACAGCACUCUUCGCGUUGGCGAUCAGAUCAUUUCAGUCAACGGUUGUGAUGUGACUUCCAUGUCGAGAAUAGAGGCCUGGAAUUUGAUGAAGAAGCUGCCCGACGGCGCCGUCUCCCUCAUCAUACGUCAACAGAUUACAUCCUCGUAAAAGAAUGAAGGACACACACACAUACACACACACACAGACACGAAAAUGAAGAAAGAAGAAAGGAAUACAUAUAAUUAAAAAAGAAAAACUAAAGAGAAAAUAGAAAA